AAUCAACUAUCCUCACACGCAGUGUUCGCUUUGUAUACGAUGCUGACACUCCACGCAACAAUAAGUCAAGCGAAAUCAUACAUCUGUGCACAUGUUCAGAAGAAAAACAACAUUCGAAGAUAAAUAUUUCUAAUCAUGAGCAAAUGGUUAGUGAUUGGUAUAUCUGGUGUUAGUGGAGGAGGUAAAACCACAUUAGCAAAAUCGCUAUAUGAACUAUUGAACAACAAAAAGGAAUAUAACCAAAUAGAAGAAUGUCACUUAGUCCAUCAAGACGAUUAUUUCCGUCCAAUAGAUUAUGAAAACCACUUAUGGAUGCCAGAGCUAAAACACAUCAACUGGGAUGUAAUGGGAGCUUUGGACAUGGACAGAAUGGUCGAUGAUUUGAAAAAAAUUCUCAAAAAUAGUUCAAACAAAUCAUCCAAUCCAGUUGUAGUGGAAACUGAUAAAGUCAAUAUUCUAAUUAUUGAAGGUUUUUUGAUACUAAACCAUAAAGAAGUUAGGGAUAUCUGUGAUUUAAAAUUCUAUUUAGAUUUGAAUAAAGAACAAUGUUACGACAGAAGAAAAGAUAGAGUUUAUGAUCCUCCGGAUGUACCUGGAUAUUUUGACCAGGCUGUCUGGUCUGGACAUUUAAGAAAUAAGUCUGAAGUUCUACAAUAUGAUGUAGAAUUUUUGGAUGGGAUGAGAAAAGAUUUAUUGACACAUAUCAAACAGUAUGUAGAUUACUUGUUAUCAUAUAAUUAA
Messenger RNA from Ctenocephalides felis (cat flea), 741 nucleotides. RefSeq names its product nicotinamide riboside kinase 1. Gene Ontology annotation, cellular component: cytoplasm. The record is from RefSeq and is a predicted model, not a curated record. NCBI's taxonomy places the organism in Eukaryota, Metazoa, Arthropoda, Insecta, Siphonaptera, Pulicidae. The coding region runs from base 136 to 741 and encodes 201 amino acids. The transcript is spliced from 3 exons.